AUGAAUAGUACAGAUCACAAUAGCUGGGGUGAUUUCCUAGCAACCCCACCUAAUAUGAUGGGGACACCUCCAAGCCAACUUCCUGGGGAUUUAUUAUCGAAUUUAGAUCCUCCACCGAGCCCAAUGAUUUUUGAUCCACCUCUUCAAGAAUUUUUCAAUCCUCCACCACAACCAGCUUCACCACCUAUUGCUAAGCAGACAUAUUCUCCUCAAUCAUACUCUGAAUAUGGCGAACUCGAAAAUCGAACACUUCAAGUGUCAAAUGCCAACCCAACCACGACAGAAAGUGAAAUCAUGGCAGUAUUUAACACCCAUAGAGGUGUUAAGCAAGUUGAUAUGUCUAAAAUAUCAGAAGGCCAAUUUACUGUUGAGUAUUAUGAUAUUCGAAAUGCUACAUCUUCUAAAUUGCUUCUUAAUGGAUCACAACUGAAAGGCAAGACUAUCACAGUUUCAUUUGCGCCACUUCCAGUUAUUUUAGAUCCAAAGAAGCCACCGAAUAAUGGAACUAUUGUUAUAUUCCACCUUCCGGCGGGUAUUACUGAUGAUCAAAUAGUUACAAUAUUUGGGCAGUUCGGUGAAAUCAGACAAAUUCGUGGUACUCCAACAAAAACACAACAGAGAUUUGUUGAAUAUUACGAUACUCGUCAUGCCGAGGCUGCGUUGUUAUCAAUGAGCGGAAAAUAUGUUAUGGGUACACGCGUUUCUAUCGAAUUCUCCCUCCCUGGAGGUUUCAGAAGAGGAAUCCAAAAAGUUGAAAAGAGUGGACAUUAA
Molecule: messenger RNA, 771 nt
Organism: Trichomonas vaginalis G3
Lineage: Eukaryota; Parabasalia; Trichomonadida; Trichomonadidae
Product: RNA binding
Exons: 1
Coding region: 1-771 (256 amino acids)
Molecular function (GO): RNA binding
Source: RefSeq, a predicted model, not a curated record